AUGCUUGGAUAUACUCUGACGCGCGAAAAGCGCAACGCAUAUUUUAUACAGUUAGAGGACGACAGCUGCACUGGUAAUGAGGACACCCGAGCCUUCCUCCUAGGUCAGCUGACUUCGCAACUAGUCUCGGAAGUCUACUGUCUGGCAUGCGGCAUCAUGCUUCCUGUUUACGACCAUUUCCCUCUUAUAGAUGGUGUCCUCUUCAUAUCGCCUGUCUGCCAUCGUGCUUCUGAAAGCCAUACUCGUGGACGAGGUGUCCUAGUCACUUGGGGUGCCAGUGGUAAUGGCUGCAGUGGUAAUGGGGCUUCUAACGUCCUGGUACCUCCUCCAGGCUGUUGUGGACCCCGUCAAGCCCAGACCAGCUCAGGAUGUGGCAAUGGUGGCGGAGGCGAUCGCCAUGUGAAGCAGGGCCGAGCAAAUGGUGGCCAAACGAGGCAGGAACGCUAUCUACAUGCCAUCUGUAUGAAUUGCAUGGGCUCUACUCAUCCGUGCCGUUCUGGUUCUUUACCGACUGCCAAUAUUGCCUUCGAGCGAGCUCAGGAAAUCGCAGUCGGUACUGGAGUUUUGGGGUUGAAACAUUUAGCAUGUGGAGACGAUGACCGACUGAAGAAAAAUAAUAAGCCCUACCAACAACAGCAGUGGCACACUCAUCUAGAGGUACACGAGCAAGAUACAGUAAUAAAUAAUGAAGAGAAGAGGAUUUCGAAUUGCAGUCAAAAUAAACUCAGUCCCGCCAUUCAUAGAAUCCAGUGUCGGUUCUGUGAAAAGCCCUGGUCUGGUAAGCAGAAUCGCGAAAAUUGA
Protopolystoma xenopodis is the source of this 801-nucleotide messenger RNA. The record is from the annotation of a GenBank genome assembly. NCBI's taxonomy places the organism in Eukaryota, Metazoa, Platyhelminthes, Monogenea, Polystomatidea, Polystomatidae.